Etheostoma cragini (Arkansas darter) is the source of this 2247-nucleotide messenger RNA. It is a transcript of the gene cabp7b, whose product is annotated as calcium binding protein 7b. NCBI's taxonomy places the organism in Eukaryota, Metazoa, Chordata, Actinopteri, Perciformes, Percidae. The transcript is spliced from 5 exons. Bases 739 to 1380 code for a protein of 213 amino acids. The record is from RefSeq and is a predicted model, not a curated record. Gene Ontology annotation, molecular function: calcium ion binding.
CUCAUUCAGCGUGUCUGUAUCAGACGAGAAGGGGGUCACCCAGGAUUCCCUUGACUCGCUCUACAGGAAAAAAUAAGAUCUAGUUUGCAGCCUACCUUUUAUAGGAUACUAUCAGCUCGUAAGCGCUGCCGUUUAGAUCGUAUUAUCGAUUCGUUUUUUUAAGAAGAUGCCGAAACGGGGAAAAAAGUGAGGCAGAUUUGAAUAAACAGUUAGAAGAAGAGGCGCAGUACAAUUCAGUGAAACCAGUGGCGAAAAGGUCGAUUAAGUAGCCUACAAAUAUUUGUAAAAUGACUUUAUCAUCUUACUUUUCUUAUAGUACAGGAUACAUACGUGGAUAGAAGAAUGAUAAAGUAGCCUUUUGAUAUCAUUGAUUGCAUCAGUUAUAAUAAUAGCUCAUCAAUAUCUGAAUAGUCAUCAGGCUAUGAAGUAUAAUUUUCACGUGUCAUUUUCCCUAUUUGCUUUAUUCCUUGCUAACAGUGAUCUGCUACAGGCUAUGCGUUUAAACCAUAGGCGACUUACAAGCUACAUUCUUGCUUAAAAACGCAGCCGUACGCAACGUGAUUGUGUUCAUAUUAGUAUCUAGAAUAUAAAAAAGACGAGCGUUGAACUUAGAAAAAGGGGGGAGGGGAGUUCACCGUUUCAGUUGUUUAUCAAGAACAGUAGCAAAUGGUCUGUCUUGAAUCGCCAGAGAGCUACGAUAUAUGAAGAUCGCGACCCAGUUGGUUUUCCCUCGCAGAGAUGCCAGUGCGUGCUGUGACCACCAGGUUCAUGUACAAGGGACUUUGCACUAUUCCAGAUGUCCUGUCCUACCGGACCCCUGUUAUCUUGCCCGAGGAUGAGGUUGAAGAGAUACGUGAGGCUUUCAAAGUAUUUGACCGAGAUGGGAAUGGUUUCAUCUCAAAGCAAGAGUUGGGGGUGGCCAUGCGCUCACUGGGCUACAUGCCCAAUGAGGUGGAGCUGGAGGUUAUCAUCCAAAGACUUGAUAUAGAUGGUGACGGUCAAGUUGGCUUUGAUGAAUUUGUCACAUUGCUUGGUCCCAAACUCUCUGCUGCUGGAAUGCCGGAUAAGUUCCACGGAGCAGACUUUGAUUCAGUGUUUUGGAAGUGUGACAUGCAGAAACUUACCGUGGAUGAGCUUAAGAGACUGCUUUACGAUACUUUCCGUGACCAUCUCACCAUGAAAGACAUUGAGCACAUUAUCAUGACUGAGGAGAGCCACCUGAACAGUCCGGAGUCCCAUGUUGACAUUGACACAAGUCCAACACAACAGGAAAAGCACACGUGUGUGCGUAAAAGCCUGAUUUGUGCCUUCGCCAUUGCAUUUAUCAUCAGCGUUAUGCUCAUUGCAGCAAAUCAAAUGCUACGCAGAGGAAUGAAGUAAAUACUACACCAGCUGGUAACAAAGAAAUUUAAGGACAGACAAUGAAGAAACAAACAUUAACCAAAAUACUUGAUUGUUUUUGGUUUUGUUUAAUGUUUGUAAUACCCACAAUGAUGCCAUCACAGCUUCUCUUUUUAUUGGACCAAAUUACUGAAUGUCAGACAGUGGUUUUCACAAAUCAUAGCAUACCAUGGUAAAAAAAGAAUGAAAGACAUUUCAAGGGCUGAUUAUUAUCCUACAAGAGUGUGUCAUUGAAUCAAAUUUAUGAUGUUUUCUAAGAAAUUAGAUAUGAAAGUAGAUUGUGGAAGUAUGUCCUGUAGCAAUGGCUGUGCGAUGUCUGUGAAAACAAUUAUGUCGUUGUUGAUGUGAUGAGAACCCAAUAAUCAUAUUACUGAUUAUAGUAAAAAAGCAAUACAAAUGUGUUGAUGAGCUGCAUAUUAAGUGUCGGUAGCUUUUAAUCACCUACGAAAGCAUAUACAUGACUGGGUACUGCCUUUUGUCUCUAUUAAAUCUUUGUUAAUUUUAGAGCCAAGAUUUCCAGCCCAGAAGUCCAAGACAUCUACAUUCUGCAAUCUUAAUCAUUACAAAAGAGUGUGCCCACUAAGUCAAAACACAAAUCUGUUGAAUGGAUUAUUUAAAGUAAUUUGACAACUUUUUAACCAUGCUACAGCCAUGGCUCUAGGGAUGACAAUGUCAGUCUGUCAGUUGGUCGAUUUACCAUUUGGCAUAGACUGAAAUAUCUCAAAAGUUGUUGGAUUUAUUGCCAUACAACUUUGAACAGACACUUCUUAUUCCCAGAGAAUGAAUGCUACUGACUUCAAUGAUUCCUUGGCGUUUCCUGCAAACGUCAGCGGCAAAUCAAAGUUU